AAGCCUUUAUGUCAUAAUUCAAAGGGCCUCUAAAAAAUUGCUAACAAUGGAACCCUAGAAUCACCGUUGAUGGCCGUCGCAUACGCCUCCGUUCGCUCUAUAAAUCAACUGUUGGGUUGCUCUUUCGAAUCAUUCAUUCUUCAGGAGGUAACCAUGCCUUUUCAUCGCCAACUCAGCUUAGGGAUCGACAUCAAUGUAGCUUGGGAUGAUGUAAUCGACGAGACACAGAUUGUUGGGGAAGAAACAGAUGCAGAAAUCAAGAAUUUCAAGAACCAUUUUGAUUUGAAUUCGUCUGUGACAGAAGAUAAUGAAAUGUUGGUUACAGUUACAACAGAUCGAAGGGGUUUUCUCAAUGGAUUUCAAGAAGAAAUGAACUCCCAAAUGGAGGUAUGA
Messenger RNA from Lactuca virosa, 393 nucleotides. The record is from the annotation of a GenBank genome assembly. NCBI's taxonomy places the organism in Eukaryota, Viridiplantae, Streptophyta, Magnoliopsida, Asterales, Asteraceae.